AUGGAGCGCUACCAAAGAGCGCAUUCUCUUCCUCCCACGGGAUUAGGGCCAGGGACCCUGGCAGUCUGGAUAGUCUGGAUUCUGUGGCUUGCGAGGAAUCAAUUCAUCUUCGAGAAGCGCAAAUUUACUCCUGAAGAAACCGUCUUGAAGGCGAUUACAGACGCUAGAGACUGGACGAUGGCGCAGUUACCUACAAUUCCUCGGCUUUUGAAACCUUUGAUCAGAUUUGAACCAAACCCUAAUCUCGGGAACCAAUGCGCGAUCUACAUGGAUGCAGCUUGGAAUCCAUCGACGGGAUGCGCAGGACUUGGUUGGAUCGUUGAUGAUCAGGAUUCAUCAACACAACAUGCAGCGACUUCGACAUCCGUUGGGUCGCCACUUAUUGCAGAAAAUUUGGCGGUGCUAGCAGCCAUGACCUUUGCUCGGGAUCACGAAAUUGAUUCCAUAUCCCUCUUCUCUGACUCUCAAAUCCUUAUCAAGACUCUGAUAAGGCGUGAAAGGAAGUUGGAGAUUUAUUGCGUCAUUAGAGCAUCUCCAAUGUAA
Molecule: messenger RNA, 543 nt
Organism: Raphanus sativus (radish)
Lineage: Eukaryota; Viridiplantae; Streptophyta; Magnoliopsida; Brassicales; Brassicaceae
Exons: 2
Coding region: 1-543 (180 amino acids)
Molecular function (GO): RNA-DNA hybrid ribonuclease activity; nucleic acid binding
Source: RefSeq, a predicted model, not a curated record